This is a messenger RNA of Aspergillus neoniger CBS 115656, 980 nucleotides long. RefSeq names its product 3CxxC-type zinc finger protein. Lineage: Eukaryota; Fungi; Ascomycota; Eurotiomycetes; Eurotiales; Aspergillaceae. The transcript has a single exon. Bases 120 to 647 code for a protein of 175 amino acids. The record is from RefSeq and is a predicted model, not a curated record. Gene Ontology annotation, molecular function: olfactory receptor binding. Gene Ontology annotation, biological process: protein targeting to membrane; protein insertion into membrane.
AAUUUACCCCGCUUCUGCCUGAGCCUGCCAAUACAUACAAUCAACCUGAAUAUCCCCUUCAAGAAUCCCGUCAGCAGCCAUCACCUCCACACACUCACCAAAAGCUACACCUAUCCAACAUGCCCUCCCGAAAAUCCAGAUCCAACCCCAAAUCCAACCUCCCUCGCAACCGCUGGUCCAUGUACCCAGCCCUUCACAGCGACGUCCUCAACCACCUGAGCUCCUCCCUCCCAAUUACCUCGCUAACCUUCCACCCCUUCGACGACGCCAGCAGCAGCAAAAAAGAAUACGACACGAACAUCAUGGGCCGGUUCGUUUGCUCGAAUGACUCGUGCACGUCAACCGGGUGGACGAGCAAGAAGAUCGCCAUCACGAUCCGGCUGUACACAGACGACGAGUACAAUGCACGGGUGUAUCAUCAGCGCUGUAAGAAGUGUAAUUCGCUCAGUCGGCCGUUUUUGGAUGAAGAUAGCUAUGCGGAGAGGAUUGCGUAUCGCAUGAAGAAGUGGUAUGGGGUUGAUGUGGAGAGGCCUGUGUAUGAUGAGAGGAAGAGGACCAAGCCGCAUAAUAGGGAGUUGUGUGAGGGGUGUAAGGCUGGGAGGUGUUCAUUUGCGGAGGAGGUGUGGGAUGAAGAUGAUGAUUGGUAGAAAGGGAGGGGUUUGAUUGGUAAUGGGAUUGGUAUUUGGUCAGUCUGGUGUUAUGUCACAUUAAGUAGGAGCAUGGGAUGUUGAGCGAUAUUUGCAAUGACAAUGACAGACAUGAUACAGUUUGCUUGGGUACAGAGUGCGCAGUAAUUAUGAAGCACUACAGCGAUAGAGAAGUACUUCACUGAUCCUAAUUUUGAUGGUAACGACUAAGCACCUCCGAGCAAAUCAAAAACAGAUAACAAAAGGUGCCUUUCAAUCUUAGGAGGAUGCUUGUUCAGCUUCAUAGCUGAGAACACAGCCAUCUGGGCUCCACGCACGCUAUACUCCAUGCUC